Diprion similis is the source of this 7844-nucleotide messenger RNA. RefSeq names its product AT-rich interactive domain-containing protein 2 (gene Bap170). The transcript has 17 exons. Bases 298 to 5706 code for a protein of 1802 amino acids. Gene Ontology annotation, cellular component: SWI/SNF superfamily-type complex. Gene Ontology annotation, biological process: regulation of DNA-templated transcription. Gene Ontology annotation, molecular function: DNA binding. The record is from RefSeq and is a predicted model, not a curated record. NCBI's taxonomy places the organism in Eukaryota, Metazoa, Arthropoda, Insecta, Hymenoptera, Diprionidae.
UUUUUCUCGCCCCUCGUCACAAUCCAGUGUUCGCGAUUUUCAAAAAGACAAUAAUUAUAUUCGGGUUCUUCCGAAGGCCCGUAAAACGACAAGUCCGAUGUUUGCCGCCGCGGCUCAAGAUCAUCUCAGGCCUUGCCAUCUAGCUGCGACGUUCACGUCGACGACGGUACACCUGGAAGUAAGAAAAGUAAUUGCGUCGGAGGUUACUGCAACCCUGGCGUAAAUGCCCCCCCGCGGCACAUGUGCUCGCGUAAACCUAGCGCGAUCCUUAAUUAAUACGCCCACGCGCUCCUUAACAUGGCCAAAUUCCUCAACAAGGACCCUGUCACCUAUCAGCGGGAGCGUGACGGGUUCAUCAAGGGACUUCAUCAUUUUCAUGAGACUCGCGGAACGCCAUUCAGGAGGCCACCGAAAAUCAGCGGGAACGAGAUAGACUUGUACUUGUUAUACGUGCUGGUCACCGCCCACGGAGGAUGGAUCAAGGUAAACUCGAGGAACGAAUGGACCUCACUCUGCGAACAGUUUCACCUGCCAACCGAAUGCGUGAACAGCGGUGUCGGCUUGAAACAAAUAUACCUAAGAUACCUAGACAGGUACGAGAAGGUUCACUUCCUCGGGGAGGACGGGCAGCAGGCGGACGACGAGGAUGAGGACUCGAGACACCGGAAAUGGUCAGCGAGAGCGCUUCACUCGGUACCUUUGACCUACAAUCAUCAUCAGCACAACGUUGCCGAAUCCCUGCGAGAUUACAACGGUCUCUCGGCAAACUUGUACAAGCCGUCUAACUAUGACAAGCUUGCUCUGUCUCUACUCUCGCCGCUACCGAACGAGCAGGAUUUUGCGAUAAAUGUUUGCACCUUGCUGUCAAACGAGGGUAAACACUCGCUUCGUCUUGACAAGUAUCCACGGCUUGUUAAUAUACUAUUGGCACACGCUGGAGUCUUCGAUUCACCUGGCACUCGACAGCUUUUUAUCGAGGUCUAUUCACGGGUCAGGAAUUACUCCAUCAACUCAUUUUGGUCGGAUGUUAUCGAUGCGCAAGAUGCCCUGGACCUGACGGACGAGAGAGACUUUAUGAAAAAAGCCAUCAAUACGCCAAAGACUUUCUCGAGGCGGAAAAUUCUUGAAAAAGAAAAACAGAACAAGCUCAUACAAGCGGAGAAUGAGGAAAAUGUUACACCUAUGGAAGUGGAUGAGGUACCAACGGAAUGCUCGCGGUUGGAUACCGCGCAAACCGAUAGAGAAGAGAGCGAAAGUUGUCGAUAUCAAAAUCAGAAUUCGAUAAGGUUCGACGAGGAGGAUAAAGACUUGUUUUGUGUGGGACGAACGUUAGGGACGCAGGACCCUUAUGGCCAGCGCGUACUUCAGAUAGCUUCCAUUCUAAGGAAUUUGAGCUUUACCCCCGAAAACAUAUUGAUUUUAGGGAGAAAUAGAUGUUUCCUAAGAUUUGUACUCCUAUGCGUCAGAGCCAGGUGGAGCAAUCUGCAUCAGCUUGGUUUUGACAUGUUAGGCAAUGUUGCUAAUGAAAUUCUACUGAAAGAAGCUGGCCAUCGAAUAACCGAUGUCAUGUUGUCCUGCGUAUCACGGGGCAUCGACUCACCUGACAGAUUUAUUGUUAUAUCCUGCCUUGAGGUGCUGAACAAAAUCAGCCAGCAAGAUAGUAAUGAAGAAAUUAUCACCCUCGGCCUAGACGAUAGCGCGUACGAAAUAAUAUGCAGGUUUCUAGCUCUGAGCGACAUUGCUUUGCUUGUUUAUACCUUGGAGUGUCUCUACGCUCUUACUUCUUUGGGUGAACGUCCUUGUACAAGCGUCGCGCGGGUACGCGGGGCUAUAGAUACGCUAGUUGCUCUGGUCACAGUGGAGGCGCAAAGCUAUGGACCAAAAGCUUGCAUUUUGAUGAGAGUCGUGGAGACGGUAUCGACUAUAACAGUCCCAACAACAGCCAGUGGACAAAGUGCCACUGCUACACCAGCGGCACCUGUUCAGGUUGUAGCUUCAUCUGUACCAUCUGUACCGACGACAAUCACUGCCACCACAGCCCCUGUUAGUCCAGCUCCCUCGAGGCCCACCACUCCAGCUAGCGUUAAUAGCAAACAAACUUCGCAUAAAGCAAUAGAAGCCUCGAAUACGAUACAGCAGCAACAUGCUCACCAGCAAAUAAUUCAAGAAAACGAGCAGUUCGCCCUUAGUUGGCUUAAGGCUACAUUCGAACAUUCGGCGGGAGUCAAAAUUGAACAGGAAGAACUGUAUAAAAAGUACCUUGGAUGUUGUACAAAGAUCGGAAGACGAGGUGUAAUCGCGCCACUUCAUUUUCCCAGAUGUGUUAGAUCCGUUUUUGGCGGAACCGUUGGACCAAAUCCGAUAAAGGGCGAGUCAACGGGAACCCAGUACUACGAAGGCAUCAAAGUUCGCUCUGUACCACUGACAGUGUCCUUUCCGAGCCAAACGUUACCAGCGAGUAAUAUGAUUCAUCCGAUCCCGGCGACCAACACAACUCCAGUAAAGGUGCUUCCCACACAACAGCGAACACUCAAGACCAUAAGUCCUGCUCCCGAUAGCACAGCCCUAGAAAAUUCCAUAACUGGUGCACAGAGAACCCCGGCCCCCGCGUCUCCCAUUCUCAAAGCGCAGUUAUCAGCCCCACCAAAACCACCCUCUACGAUCCCCAAUCAACCCCAGAUUCCAGUCACCAAGGUUGACUCCAAAAGUCAGGUGUCAGUGUCGCACCCCCACCUGAGUCAAGCCCUGCUGGCCAGUGGUUCUCAGUUGCAACAACAGCACCAAUCCCAAGUUCAAGUAGCGAUGAAGGACGAUCCUCGAAGCGGUGCAACUUCAAGUUCAAUAAUAAAAAGCCUCUUGGCUACAAAGGUAACGAUCAGCGGCGACUGCAUGCCCAGCGCCGCUGCCAGUUGUGUGUCUGCCCCUUCUGCCUGCGUAAUAAACACUACCACUAGCAUCGCAUCCAGCAUCAGUGCCAACCAGCUAAUAACCAGCAACCAGGUUGCCCAGCGUCAGCAACAACAACGACUACUUCAGGCUCAAUUGACAGGAGUCAUUCAGCCUGCAGCGCCUACCGCUACUCCAGCAGUAGCUUCACCUAAAAUAAUCUCAAGUACUAAACUGAAAUCUACAACUGCUGCCACUCCUGCAAAAAAAUUCCAAAGGAUUAACGGAGCUAAGGUUAUCGUCACCAACAAUUGUGACAAGGCUGACAUAAACGACUCUGAGAACGUCAAUCAGGUGGUAACGUCAACUACAGUGAUUUCGCAUCCAACGGAAAAUCACAUAUCCUCCACUGUCAAAGUCUGUCGACCACCUCCUCUAGUUCCAUUGAGUGGAGGAAAUAAAACUAAUCAUCGAACCAUCUGUACGCCAUUAGCAGAAGACUCAGAUUCUACUAAUAAUUCGCUUGCAUCUAGUAGCGGAAUUGGUGGGAGUAGAGAUUGUUCUGGUGUUGGGGCUGAGGAAGAGAACUCAUUGACUAGUUUUGAGGGCAUUCUUUUAAAUGGUGCCCCCAUCAACUUGGAUAUCGAUGGCCAAGAGGAUGGAUCUUCGAAAGAUUCAUCAAGCAUAAGCUCCAAAGACAAACCUCUGCAAAGUAUGAUGCUUGCAGAUCUGUUGGAGAGAAAAGUUGACAAAGAACCAAUUAUGAACGGCGUUUUAGGGAAAAAUUCAAUAAACGAGAAGGGAAUGGACCUUGUAGAAAAUCAUAUUGAAAAAGUAUUGAAAGAAUCUCCAACGGAUGUGAAAUUGAAAACUGAAGUUGACGAAAAUGACGUAUUACAAACGGAAGGGUCUGAAGAGACGCUUAUCGAAGCACCAAGGGGUAUAAAGAGAUCAGCCAGUGAGCCAGACGAAAUUCAAUCAAAGAAACCCAAAUAUUCUAAUGGUACGAGAUCUCCAGAACCUGGUGUUGAUUUGAAAACAGUUGAAUCGACAGUUUCUAGCAUGAAAUCAGAAGAACCAGACGAUGACAAGGAUAGUGAAAAAGCAACGGUAUCUUCAACGGCCGCAAACCUGUAUGCUGCGCUAGCUGCGGAUUGCAUUGAAGACGAAAUUGACUUAAUAGAUGAUCACGCAAUCGUAGUGAAAGACGAACCAGUCGUAAAAGAAGAGCCACAAGUAUUGUUGAACCAAACUGAACAACAACAACCGCUACAUCAGCAACUCCAGCAAACUCAAACACCAGUGCAGACGCAAACGCAAACGCAAACGCAAACGCAAACACCACAACAGCAGCAACAACACCAUCACCAACAACAUCAACAUCAACACCAUCAACAACAACUGAUUGUAGCUGCACCCAGGCAAAUAGUCGUCCAACAAGCUAUUCAGUCAAAUAAUCAAGUCAUCAUUCCAACGACCACAGUUAAAGGGAGACAACCUCAACAGCCCCAAGUCCUUUUGCAACAAGGAGCAGGAGGUCAGUUGCAGUAUGUUGUUUCUGGAGGUGUUCCUGGACAAAACUAUGUACUCGCCCAGUCUCAGACUGCUCUGGUUCAAGGACAGGCUCAAACAGUCUUAGUGGCUCAAACGACACAGCAACAAGGAACUGGCGCAAAAACUAUAAUUAUUUUACAACCACAGUCUGCAGCCCAGCCAAGUUCACAGAAGAUGGUUGCAGUUACACCACAAGGGCAGCAAGUUGUCGUUACACAGGUCCCAAGACCAAUUCUGCAGAGCCCAGCCUUGAGUAAUAUCCCUCCGCCUUUGGUGCCAACUUCGGCCACAAUCCCUCAAACUUCCAUUAUAGUAAAUAGCUCUGUUGCUCAGGCCAAUACGAACUCAGUAACAGUUGCUAUUCCAGCUGUAGCUCAGCAAGGAUCGAUAACCACUAGUGUACCGUCGAGAGUGGUUACCCCCACACCCGCAUCCACCCCUCCACCAACCAGACCCACUACACCGCAUCAGGCAGCUGCCACUCAUGGGCUUGCUGUUAAGCAAUCUCUGAAGAUAACGAAGACUACGAACUCCUCAACAUCAACCGAAACGGAUUCUAAACCUUCGACGAGUCAACAUCCAGCCGAAACUAAGACCAUCACAAUCAAAAUUGAUCCCAAUGCUUUUUUGUGCGAAUGGCGAGGUUGUUUGAGGCAAUUCAAAACGGCCCAUGAAGUUUACCUACACGUAUGUGAAGCACAUUGUCCAGUUGGAGGUGAAGAGAUUUUGUGUCUUUGGGCUAGCUGUGAUGGAUUGAAGAGACGUAGAUUCUCUCUGAUGACUCAUCUUUAUGACAGACACUGCAACUCAGAGACUAUGGCACUAAGAAGAAAGCAAUUGACUGUUACUGGUAAAACUGAAAUAUCAACAUCAACACCAGCAACACCACACCAUCCCGGUUAUGCGCCCAAUGCCGCAUUUCAUGCGAUCAAAAGGCACGCCCUGGAAUUUGUCAACCCCAAGGAGUUGAUGCAGCAGAGGCCAUCCAAGCCCGCUGCAGCCACUUCGAGCACUUCUUCUCCCAGACCAGGGCAAAAUCCUCCACCGGAACAGGAUGACAACGAAGGCCCAGUGACCAAAAGUAUUCGGCUGACGGCAGCUUUGAUUCUCAGAAACCUAGUCAUUUACUCUGCACAUGGAAGAAGGCAUCUCAGGGCAUACGAACCUCAUCUGGCAGGAGUGGCGCUAAGCAAUGUUGAAUCAUCCAGAACAAUAGCACAAGUGUUAUAUGACAUGAAUGAUCAGAGCAGCAGUAGUCACAGGUGACCUUUUGAACCAGGCCUCUAAAAUUCUCAAAUUCAUGAGCCGCAUUGGAUUCAAGAUCGCAAAGUCUGGUGUAAGGUUAGGAAAAGAUGUGACUACGGAUUUGGAAAGUAAUGGUUUGGAUUUGUGAAGAAGCAUUAAGACUUAAUCUUUGAAACAAAGUAUAAAGCAAGUGGACUUAUGUGCAAAUCUGAACAAAUAACACAUACGGCGAUGUUUUACGCAGAAAAGAGGCCUAUAAACUUAAUAGGCAAAAACCAUUGCCGAUUUAGAAAAUAGAACAAAAGUAAAAAAAAAAAAAAAAACGAGAUUUAAAUAAAUAAAAAAACUGAAACUAGUGACGUGAAAUGAGGACAGCAGUUAGGUGAUCCAGAACAGUGAUAACGAACAAGAUAAUAUUUCAGAUUUAAUAUUAAUAUUUAUUUUCUCAACAAACGGAAAAAAUGUUUUUAGUAAACGUGUACAAAAAAAAGGAAAAAAAACGAAAAAAAUGGUGAAGAAAAUACUUUAUGGACGUUAUAGUUAAUUGUAAUCAUUAUUAUCAUCAUCGUACGAAGUAUGGUUUUUUUCAUAAGUCGUAAAGAAUUUAGAAUGUAAAGAACUUUUUAUUCAAUGUAUUUGUUAGGAAUCUAUUAUUUUUGCUUACGAUUGCAUAUUGCAAUCACAUGGCUAUAUUAUUGUCUCUCUUGUUUUGUUAAUGAAUAAUCUUAUACUGAAAGUUAUUAAGGCAAGAAAACACGUGCGUAAGUGAAUUCGUCGUUAGAACAAAAUACUUCAAUCACUACAACAAAUUACUCACACUAAUUAUCAUUUCACUUCUAUGCAUCAAAACAUUGUAUUAAAUGUUAUCCAUAACAUUCACACUGUCCAACUUAUUCGUUUUAAGGAUUAUGACCACGUUGAUGGCAGCUCUGUUAUAUACAUCCUACAUACAUACCUAAUAUUAUUUACAAUUCAAAUUAAAUGUAAAGUAUAGAAAUACGAUUGAAACUUUCGCAUUGCUGUAUGCAAAUAAUCACAUUUCAUCCUCGUUGAGCAAUGGUUUCUAUUACAUUUACGAAUAGAUAUAAAUGAUGUGUACUUCUUGUUUAACUCGCCCUCCUUGGGGCUGAACAUUACCACCGAGUAUAUGAAAGAAAUAAUUUGAUAGAUCUUGCAAGAAUCGACUCGAUUAUUAAAUUUAUGUGUAUAAUUUUUUUUUUUUUUCUAAUUCUUGCUUCUGAUCUACUAUCAGAUCGUAGAAUUCAAUUGACCCAGUGUAUGUGAAUGUAAGCGAUACCACUUCUUAUUGGUUCUCAUUUGAAGAUCAUUUUUUUUUUCAACGAGGAGCUAAAUGAUGCGCAACAUAUUUUAUGCAUACAUGUACAAAAAAAUACUGAAUAACGAACUUAAAUAUUAUUUACCUUCUGCCGAGAUUUAUAACAAAGUUUGUGUCAUACUUCUUGAAUUGCUUAACUGCGUCACCAACUUCUUUGGUUUUAUCUAACGAAGCUAUAUAAUCAGCAAUUCUAUGUCCAGGCUGCAAAAUUUUAUAUACACAAAAUUCUAUUCCCCGUAGCUUGUAUUGCAUUUAAAUAAUUUAUUUAGUAAUGGCAAGCUCUCGUUGACGGAAAAAAACUAACUCGUGGUUAUGAAAUUAAAAUGAAAAAUAUAAACGUAUACAUACUUGUAAAUAAUAUCUGUAUUUCACUAACGACGUUACACAACAACCACUGUGUAAAUUUUUGGAAGUUGUAGAUUCCAACGUCUAAGAAAACUGAAGUAAAGUUUCUGUAUUAUAGUAUAUAUGACAAGACGUAGAAGUUGCAAGGAAAAAAUUUUGUAAUUAUUUAAAUGGAACGAAGUUAAAAAGGCUGGGUCAGUAUUACAAAACAGCCGAUUAAGAAUACCUAAGUACAUAAAAGUAUAAUAGUGGACCCUGUGCAAGCCUCGAUCUUGUAUUUUAUAAAUAUAUACGAAUCAAGUUUAUUAGCUGAACGUUUAGGAGGGUGAAAAUCUUGCAAGAGGCUUUUUAUUUUUAUUAUUUGUAAUUACUUAGUUUAAAUGUUUCAACGUUUGGUACGAUCAUGAGAAGAUAAAUAAAGAACUGUGUAAAGGAAUUAAACCGGUGAUGUAAUAAAUGAAUUGAAUAAUUAAUUAAA